This is a messenger RNA of Mugil cephalus (flathead mullet), 9333 nucleotides long. Its product is annotated as dedicator of cytokinesis protein 3-like. The record is from RefSeq and is a predicted model, not a curated record. The transcript has 54 exons. Gene Ontology annotation, biological process: small GTPase-mediated signal transduction. Gene Ontology annotation, molecular function: guanyl-nucleotide exchange factor activity; small GTPase binding. NCBI's taxonomy places the organism in Eukaryota, Metazoa, Chordata, Actinopteri, Mugiliformes, Mugilidae. Gene Ontology annotation, cellular component: cytoplasm; plasma membrane. The coding region runs from base 784 to 7062 and encodes 2092 amino acids.
AUGCGGUUUGUGUUUGUGAUGGAUGAAAGUGUCAUGCAGGGAGAGAGAAAGAGAGAGAGAGAGCAUAUUUGACACAUCAGUGUUGACAAAACAAGUCAUGUGACGACCAUGAAGAUGGCGCAGCUUAUGGUAUAUUGCAGUUUCCCCAGCAUUUUCUUGCACCCACUCGACAGCUCGGACCGCUGAACAAUAUCGCGACCUAUUACGCGCUAAUUACCGAACGAUCCUGCCCGUUCCCGCUGGCUGAGCAGCCCAUUGUGGAUCAGGGGGGACCUGAGCGCGACUGGUUGAGGGAGGAGGAGGAGAGAGAUAGAGAGAGAGAAAAAAAAACAAGGAACAGCAACACGGAGAAAUUAAAUAAAUAAGCUUCGAGGAAAGGAGAGGAAACAUCCCCCGUUUCCAUUUGAAAUGCGGCUGCAAUAACACCUUUUGUGGACACCAGAAAACCGCUCUCUGUGCGCGCGGGUGCGUGAGCUCCGGCGUUUUUAGUGCGUGUGUGUGUGUAUGUGUGUGUGCGCGCGCGUUACAUUAGGUGGACACGGAGACUGCAUCAGACUGAGAUACACACGCCGGGACAUAAUAGAGCAGAGAUACUGAGGCUUUGAUGGUCCUUCCUCCCCCUCUUCCUUUGCACACACAAGCGUCAGGAUACUGAUUCCGGUCGAGACAUGUAGUCCCAUGUAUGAGCAGCCAGGAUCGUUUUAUAGCUCUCAUUUUACAGCAGCAUCAUCUCCAGAUCUCGACAUAAUGUGGCUUGCUCUACCGGAGGGAAAAUAACCAAAUAUGUGGAUACCUACAGAAGAGGAGAAAAUCGGAGUUGUGAUCUGCAACUUCCGGUCAUCAAUAUGUCAGGCGCUGAUCCUGGAGAUCGGGGAAACUGUACAGAUUCUGGAGAAGAGCGAAGGUUGGUACAGAGGCUUUUCCACAAAGAAGCCUUCUAUCAAGGGUAUUUUCCCAGUCAGCUAUGUCCACUUGAAGAAAUCUACAGUGACAAACAGAGGGCUGUGCGAGACGGUGGUGCCCCUGGAGGACCCUAUCAUCACAGAGACCACCUCCACGCUGCAGGAAUGGGGGGUGUUGUGGAAGCAGCUCUAUGUGAAACACAAGGUGGAUCUGUUCCAUAAACUUCGCCACGUGAUGAAUGAGCUUAUUGACCUGCGUCGGCAGCUGAUCCAGGGUCACCUCGCCCAGGACCAGACUCGCGAGAUCAAGCGACACAUCACUGUGCGACUCGACUGGGGCAACGAGCACCUCGGCCUCGACCUUGUUCCCAGGAAAGAGUUUGAGAUGGUGGAACCGGAUCAGAUCAGCGUAUCAGAGCUAUAUAAACUGCAUGUAUCCAGCAGACACUGUGGUCAGCAAAGCACAAAUCAGGGUGAUAGCACGAGACAGCGUCAUGGUGACGGUUGCCGUGUCCCUGUGUCGCACCACCUUUUCAUCAAUCUGAAGAGUUUUACUUAUAACAGCAUCAGCGAGGAUGCGGAUGUCUUCUUUUCCCUGUACGACACUCGCGAGGCCAAACAGAUCAGUGAGAAGUUCAUGGUGAAACUGAACAAAAACGGAGGACCAAAGAAUCCAGAAAAGGUUGAUCGUCUGUGUGCUCUCUUCACGGAUUUAAGCAGUAAAGACUUGAAGAGAGACCUCUACAUUGUUGCACAUGUCAUAAGAACUGGUCGUAUGCUGCUGAACGACUCCAAAAAAGGCCCACCUCAUGUGCAGUACAGACGACCCUACGGCUGCGCUGUGCUCGCCAUGAGCGAUGUUUUCCACACCAUCACAGACCUCAAAGAGGAGAAGGACUUUGUGCUCAAAGUUUAUACAUGUAACAAUGAGAACGAGUGGUACCAGGUACACGAGAACAUCAUCCGCAAGUCCAACACCAAGUACUCAGCCCCCAGCACCAACUAUGGCCUCAUCAUUUCCCUGCAGCUGCUGCGAGGUGAGCUGGAGCAGAUCAGACGGGAGAACCAGGCUGUGUUCAACAGGGCCUUGGCACUCACACGCAAACUGGGUUUCCCAGAUGUCAUCCUGCCAGGUGACACACGCAAUGACCUGUACCUCACCCUGGAGCGGGGGGAGUUUGAGAGGGGUGGCAAGAGCGUCCAGAAGAACAUCGAAGUGACGCUCUAUGUCCUCUACGCAGACGGGGACACACUCAAAGACUGCAUCAGUUUGGGCAGCGGGGAGCCCAACUCCUCUGAAUAUCGCUCUUUUGUCCUGUACCACAACAACAGCCCCCGCUGGAGUGAGAUGGUCAAGCUGCCCAUUCCCAUAGAUCGUUUCCGAGGGUCCCACCUGCGCUUCGAGUUCAGACACUGCUCCACUAAAGACAAAGGGGAGAAAAAACUGUUUGGCUUCGCCUUCACUCCUCUGAUGAGAGAAGAUGGGACCACGCUGUCGGAUGAGAGCCACGAGUUGUAUGUGUACAAGUGCGACGAGAAUGCCACCUUCAGUAACCAGGGCCUAUACCUGAGCCUGCCCUGCUGCAAGGAGGACUUCAACAGCUGCCCCAACCUGCCUGUCAACCUGCCCUUCCAGAGAAGCCCCAAAGAAACCUUCUGGGUGUCCACGAUACUCUGCUCCACGAAACUCACGCAGAAUGUGGAUCUACUGGCUCUUCUGAACUGGAAGGCUCACCCAGACAGGGUGUUGGACAUCCUCGGACGACUACGCCAGAUCAGCGGAGAGGAGAUUGUCAAGUUCUUGCGAGAUGUCCUGGAUACGCUCUUCUGUCUUUUAGAUGACAACACUGAUAAAUACGGACCUCUGGUUUUCCAGUCUCUGGUGUUCAUCAUUAACUUGCUCAGGGACAGUCGUUUCUACCACUUCAGACCUGUCAUGGAUUCCUACAUCCAAAACCACUUUGCCGGAGCUCUGGCGUACAAGGAGCUGAUUCGAUGUCUGAAGUGGUACAUGGACCGCUCGGCUGAGGUCGUCCGGCAGGACCACAUACAGGAAGCCAUGAGGGCACUGGAGUACCUGUUCAAGUUCAUCGUACAGUCUCGUAUCCUGUACUCGAGAGCGACCUGUGGGAUGGAGGAAGAGCAGUUCAGAGCAAGCAUCCAGGAGCUCUUCCAGUCGAUCCGCUUUGUCCUGAGUCUGGACAGUCGCAGCUCAGAGAACCUGGUGUUCACGCAGGCAGCGCUGUUGAACAGUUUCCCUGAUAUCUUCGAUGAGCUGCUGCAGAUGUUCACGGUUCAGGAGGUAGCCGAAUAUGUCCGGGGCACCCUGGGGAGCAUGCCCAGCACCGUGGACAUCGGCCAGUCUAUGGAUGUAGUCAAACUGCAGUCCAUCGCUCGCACAGUUGAGAGUCGACUCUUCUUCUUCCCUGAAUCCCGUAGCAUAUUGCUGCCUGUGGUCCUGCAUCACAUCCACCUGCAUCUACGCCAGCAGAGGGAGCUGCUCAUUUGCUCUGGGAUCCUGAGCAGCAUAUUUUCCAUAAUUAAGACAAGCUCCAUGCUUGUUGUUGCUUUUCAGGAAUCUUCUGUUCAGGAGGAGGUGGAGAUGAUGGUGGAGAGCUUACUGGAUGUGCUGCUGCAGACCCUGCUGUCCAUCAUGAGCAAAUCUCACUCCGUGGAGACGUCCAGAGGACAACGCUGUCCCCAGUGCACUGCUGAGAUAACGGGGGAGUAUGUUUCCUGUCUUCUCUCUCUGCUGCAACAGAUGACAGAGAUCCACUUUCACCAUCUACUCAACAACUUCCACAGCAAAGAGGAGCUGAAGGAGUUCCUGUUGAAGAUCUUCUGCGUGUUCCGCAAUCUGAUGAAACUCACUAUCUUCCCUCGAGACUGGAGUGUCAUGCGUCUUCUAACCAGUCAUAUCAUCGUGGUGACAACACAGUUCCUGUCUCCGGCGCUGCACAAGAACUUCUCAGAGGCGGAUUUUGAUUUCAAGGUGUGGAACUCCUUCUUCAGCCUCACCGUGCUGUACAUCAACCAGCCCAGUCUGCAGCUGGAGUCUCUCGGCCCAGCGAAACGGAAGAAAGUCCUCGACAAGCAUGGAGAUAUGAGGGUCAUGAUGGCGUAUGAGCUCUUCAGCAUGUGGCAAAAACUAGGCGACAACAAGCCCCACUUCAUCCCGGGAAUGAUGGGUCCUUUCCUCGGCGUUACCUUGGUGCCUCAGACCGAGGUCCGAAACAUUAUGAUCCCAAUUUUUCACGACAUGAUGGACUGGGAGCAGAGGAAAAAUGGAAACUUCAAACAGGUGGAAGCGGAGCUGAUGGAUAAGCUGGAUAGCAUGGUGUCAGAUGGGAAAGGCGAUGAUAAUCACAGAGAGCUCUUCAGCCUGUUGACCCAGCUGUUCGGUCCUUAUCCAAGCCUGUUGGAGAAGAUUGAGCAGGAGACCUGGAGAGAAACGGGAAUCUCAUUUGUCACAUCGGUCACGAGACUCGUUGAGCGAUUACUGGAUUACAGGGACUGCAUGAAAGGAGAUGAGAUGGAGAACAAGAAAAUAGGCGGUUCCGUCAACCUUAUGAACUUCUACAAAUCAGAGGUCAACAAGGAGGACAUGUACAUCCGUUACAUCCACAAGCUGUGUGACCUGCAUCUCCAAGCGGAGGACUUCACAGAGGCAGCGUUCACCCUGCUGCUGUACUGGGAGCUGCUGCAGUGGGAGGACCGGCCCCUGAGGGAUUUCCUCCACUACCCCUGUCAGAGCGAGUGGCAACGCAAGGAGAACCUAAGUCGUAAAAUCCUCCACUACUUCAACAAGGGCAAGUGCUGGGAAUAUGGGAUAUCUCUUUGCCGGGAGCUCGCUUUCCAGUACGAGACUUUAUAUGAUUAUCAGAGCCUCAGCUGGAUACGGAAAAUGGAGGCAGCGUAUUAUGACAACAUCAUCGAACAGCAGAGGAUCGAGCCGGAGUUUUUUCGCAUGGGUUUCUACGGCAGGAAGUUUCCUUUCUUCCUCAGGAAUAAGGAGUUUGUCUGCCGUGGCUAUGACUAUGAGCGACUCGAGGACUUCCAGCAAAGGAUGCUCGGGGAAUUCCCACAAGCCAUCGCCAUGCAGCAUCCCAACCAACCGGACGACACCAUCCUGCAGAGCGACGCUCAGUACUUGCAGAUCUAUGCGGUGACUCCAGUGUCAGACAUCUCUGAUGUGCCUCAGCUGGAGCGUGUGCCCGAGAGGAUCAAGAGCUUCUACCGCAUAAACAAUGUCAGCCGCUUCCACUAUGACAGGCCUUUCCACAAGGGGCCCAAGGACCGUGAGAAUGAAUUCAGGAGUCUGUGGAUUGAGAGAACAACCCUGAUCCUCUCCCGUCCUCUCCCUGGGAUCUCCCGCUGGGCCGAGGUGGAAAGAAGAGAAGUGGUGGAGGUGAGCCCUCUGGAGAAUGCCAUUUAUGUGGUGGAAAAUAAGACGCAGGAGCUGCGGACUUUGAUCAGCCAGUAUCAACACAGACAGCAUCACGGCAACAUCAACCCACUCAGCAUGUGCCUCAAUGGCGUCAUAGACGCUGCUGUGAACGGAGGCAUCGCCAGAUAUCAGGAGGCCUUCUUCGAUAAGGACUACAUCAACAGUCACCCAGAGGAUACGGAGAGGAUCACACAUCUGAAGGAUCUGAUGCAGGAACAGGUGCACAUUCUAGGAGUGGGCCUGGCUGUUCACGAGAAGCUGGUGCAUCCAGAGAUGCGUCCUCUCCACAAAAAGCUUGUAGACCAGUUCCACAUGAUGAGGACAGGUUUACACCAUUAUAUGGUUGGGUCCCAGCAGGGUCUCCCCAGCGUGGAUCGAUUUGGCCCCGCAGGCUGCCAAGGCGUCAACUCUCCAAGAGGCAUCCUGUCCUCCCACAGCCACAUGAGCCCUGAGAGCGUGCGCCUCAUACACAGACACAGCCCUCUGAACCUGCAGGGUUCGAUCCGUCACUCAUCCUCGUCCCUGUCCUCUCACACGUCGAGUGAGGCCGGGAACCUCGUCAUAAUGACCGACGGCCUGAUGGGGGAGCACCCCGAGGAGGCGUUACACAUGCAGCCGAGCCCCUCCUCGUCCAGCCUGAGCUCCAUCCGCUCCAACUCUUCCCAAAUUAUCAACUCUGCUCCCUCAAGUGCCAGAGGCUCUCCGUCUCUGCCCGACAAGGCCAAACACAACCGAGAAGUGAUGAUACUGUUGCCCUCUCAUCGUGAGAGGGCCAACAACUCCAUGUACUACAACAUGGCAGAGAAUGGACAGAACAACCACAUGCAGCGUGCCUUACUUCAACAAGUCAGUCCCUGUAAGCCUUGUGUUGACCCUCACAUGAAUCUACCAGAGAAAGUUUUUCCCAACGCGCCCAGUAGUUGGAGUCUGGAUGGGGAGAACAGAGAGCAGGUGUCCUACAUGCCAGGUUCUACCGGAGGAGUAAUUAUGCCCCCUGUCCCACCCAGGUCUUUCCCACAAGGACAUUUCCUGAUGCACUGUGAUGCGUUUCACCACCAGAACAGUGACCCUCCUCCAGCCCUGCCUGUCCGCUCGCUUCGAAAGUCUCCCCUCCAUCCGAUUCCUGGCUCCCCCACCAGUCCUCAGUCAGCCCUGGGGGGCAGUAACUCCACCCUGUCGGGCAGCGCCAGCAGCGGCGUCUCCUCUCUGAGCGAGAGUAACUUCGGAGGUCAGUAUCCCGAUCCCGGCCCCAUCAGGAAUGACGCCCUGGAGCCUCUUCCCAGUCACCUGUGGUCCCCCCCGGACGAGUACUUGGCCUCUCCUUACCUGCACAUCCACUACGGAGGACCGGAAAUCGACUCCAUGGACCCGGUGCGCCCUUUCCACUACCGCAGCCCUGCCUCGCACCCGCACACCCACCCGCACCCCCAUGCUCACGCCCACCCCGGGAUGGACAGCCACUCCCACGGGCCGCCGCCCCACCACCACGCUCCCACUCACGGCCCCCAUCACAUCCCCUACCGCAGGCCUCAGCCUCCAGCGGUGCCCCCGAAACCGUACUUGAGAGAGGGCUGCAUCCCCGAAGAGGAGCUGCCGCCCCAGCCCAUCCCGCUGCCCCGCAGGAUCUUCCACUCCCCCCACGGCCACAGGGAGGACCAGGGGAAGCACCCCUGGGAGCAGUGCAUCAGCGAGGAGCACGAGGAGACGCAGUGAUGAGGAGGCUCCUCCUUGUCCUCUUCCCUUCAUUUGCACUGAGUUAAGAGAGAAUUAACCGAGAGGGUCACACGCUCCGUGUUUUAGUUUCAGUGCACAUGAAGGAAAGACGGGAGAGAAGGAACGAAACCUCGACGAAGCUACGGUUUGAGGCACAACCACCGUCACUGCUCCGCGCGGCCUCUUAGAUAUAACUAAAAGAAAACCGUCUGCCGAACAGUGACGCAGAUUAACUUUGUUCAAAAAUUGAUAUUGAUUGUACGCAAUUGUACAACUCGUCUGUGAGCAUGUUUUUUCAUUUGAGAAUAAUAUGACAGUUUUUGUGACACGCGAGAACCGUGAUCCUAACCGACAUGGUCCCAGGUGCAGUAUGAGCUCUGAACUCCCUCAGUUUUGCUUUUCAUGUCAUUUCCACACAACACGAGGAAACUACAGAAGGAUCUUACUCACAGUCAAGUGACUUCUCUGCUUUAAACGCUUCAUAUAUAUGAAUUCUUAUUUUGAUAAAUUUGCUACAUUAUAGUGUUUUCAAAGGCUUACGUCCAUUAUUGUUUUUCAAAACACUGUUAAGUGCUCCUUAAUAGUGAAUCAUAUCAAAUGGCGCACUGUUAAUACGUGUUGCUGCCGGGCUGUCAUAAACCACAGGUCUCUAAGGUUGAACUUCUUUUUCUCGGACCAGAAUCUCAAGGGACAUGAACUGACCGAAUAAUUUCCCAUCCGUACUGCGAGUAUGGAAAACUACGUGAAUGUAUUCAGGCGAGACGUUGCGUUGCACAAAGCUGAAAACCUGGAUUUUGUUUAAGUGCUUUAAGUUCAGUCCACGUUGAACGCGUCUCUUAUUUGUCUUUGUUCGUGUGACGAAGAUAUCUCGACGGGAAUGAGAGCGUUCGGCAGACUGAGAGGAAAGUGAGGACGGUGACAGACACUGGUCCCACCUGUCAGCUUUCAUAUUCACGGUGGAUGAAGAGUGAGAACUCUCCACUUCACACCUCAGCCACCUGCUGGACACCCAGAACACACACCAACAACUCUCUAUCUCCCCCUCUCUCUAUUUCUCUCCGUCCCCUUUUUCUUUCCCUUCUCUGUACGGUUGUCAGAAUAUGUUAAGCAGCGAGUGCUUAACCUGGGCAGCUGCAGUGGCAUUGUUUUUGCGUGCGAUGACGCUGUCCAGCCCCUCCAACCCCCCACCUACAACCCCAAGGCCGGUCGGGGAGCCCACACAGACAGCGUUGGAAUCGCCUACCUGCCUUAAAGUGCACUCAAAUGCAGUUUAACCUCUCAUCCGGACUGAGAGAAGCUCAUUUUCAUUCCGUUCACUAUAUGCUAUCUGGAGAGAAAAAAAAAAAUUCAAAAAAAAUUCAAAAAACAAAAGAUAUCUACUUAGUGAUGUUUUCGUAUGGUUUCGUCCCGCUUUGGUUUCAGAUUGUUGUUUGGUUUGUAGCGCUGAUAUUUCUUCUUAUUCUGCCUGCGGCUCUUUCUCAAUCACCUUCUGUUGUUUGAAAAUCUGAUGAUGUGUUUCAGACGCACGCGGGCUGACGGGGAGGUUUGCUUUUUCCGAGGAGCAGAAGAACAAUGCUGUUUAUCUUCAUGUCGUGGGGGUCGGAAGGAUAUAGCUAAUAUUUUAUCAAUUAAUUGUUUUCCUGGUUGUUUUAUGCAGGUGGAUGCUUUGUGUUACUGUACAUCAAGUUGUCGAGCUGACUAGACAACAUCUAUUUUUGUAUGUGAGAUCAUCAGUUGUGUGAACAUAUUUCAGAAAACUGUACGAAGACGGAAAGGCCCGGGUGCUGCAGGUGCUGCUGGACCUGAGGUUUAUAGAUAUAUAAACAAGUAUGCGAGUAUUGCUCGAUGGCGCUGAGGAUGAGUGGCGACUGAAGUGAUGCUCAAAAUAUAGGUACAAUAGAAUUUUUCAAUGUAAAUUCUGUUAUUGUACAUACAGCAGUAUUGUGAAAUAUUUUUGAGAAUUAUUGCAGAGGCCCCAAAAAGGUUUAUUGUUGUUUUUGUGUAUAUACAUGUAUUCCAGAGAUCAAUGUAAUUGAUAAAUAUCUAUAAUCAGUGUUUGGAAAAGGACAAAUCCAUUAGACCGUGGCUGUCUCCACCGUUCUUGACUCUUCUCAUAUAAAUACUUUAUACACUUUUCAAUGUGCUUUCCUGUACAUAUGGUGUUAGCAUGAUCGAACAGUGUUUGGUUGUAAAAGUGGUUUUCCUACUCCCAUAACUGCUGUGGUAUGGAAUUCAUUAACAAUGCCAAACAUUAAAGACAAUCUUUUAUCA